Homarus americanus (American lobster) is the source of this 5243-nucleotide messenger RNA. Its product is annotated as serine-rich adhesin for platelets-like. The coding region runs from base 463 to 5208 and encodes 1581 amino acids. The transcript is spliced from 22 exons. Lineage: Eukaryota; Metazoa; Arthropoda; Malacostraca; Decapoda; Nephropidae. The record is from RefSeq and is a predicted model, not a curated record.
UGUGGACGUCGUCUGGGUGGCGGCCGUCAGUGUGGGUGUUUCCUCACUCCCCGCCCACACCCACGCCCACGGAGAUGGAAUUAGGUGUUGACCCCUUGACCGAGAAGGCCUCAGGAAGCCCUCCGUGCAGGUGUGGCCGCGAUAAGCACGUACAUUACGACAGAUUAAUUACUUUACGAGCCUUCGACAAUAUGGCUCAUUGUCUUCACUAAACUAAUAACAAAUUACGUAUUCUCACCGUCCCGUGUCGUGAAUGACGUGAUGGACAGAUAGACAGAUAUUUGUUGAGUAAAUCCGUCGUACACCUUCAGGUUAGAUCAGUAGGUAGACAGUGCAGGUGUACAGACAACAGUGAACAGCAAGACGAGACGAGAGGUGUUAGUAGUGUGUGUGUGUGUGUACAAACGACAACGUCCAUAUUACAGAGAUUUUUAGAGAUGUAAACACCAGAAACAACGACGAAUGCUCGGCUGUUGUAACUCCUAUGGACGAAGCCACGUAGACGGUAUGGAGGGGACGGAGGCGCUCAGGAUACAAGGCCACAGUGAUCCCCUGACACAUCCCGUCGACUCAGCCCCCGUCAAAGAGACGUCCUUAGAUAACAGAGAGUUAGAGAACCUAAAUAAGCGUGAGAUGAGAACUAAUAAACACUCCAAUAACAAGAUCAGUGAGGUGGACGCCGCGAGUGACAACCCGGAUGAUGGUUGUGAGAAAAAUGAUUCCACGAAAGACGAGGAUUACAAAACGGAGGAGGAGUGGGCGAGCGACCCCCUCGACCCGCCCAGGUGCCUCGACCUCUCGACCAAGAGCGCCGAGUCUGGCGAGGUGGACGAUGUGUCGUGUAGUGAGGAAAAUAGUGUGGAUAAUAACACGUUUAAUAUAAUCAACACGGAAAAUUCGGAGAGUCAAGAGAUAAGCGAACUGACCAAUGACGAGUCUCACAAAGAACACGGCGAAGACGGACACGUUAAAGAAAAUGGGGAAUACGACCGAGGCACCCAGACUGAUGAAGACUCCGAGGAGGAGCUGUCUUGUCUCGAGGAGGAAGAUGAGGAUGAUGACGAGGAAGGUGAGCUGACGGAGGACAGUGGAGAGAGUGACUGUGAGGACCUGACUUCCAGAAGUGACGAUGGUGACGAGAGUGACGAUGAGGCGGAGUUUGAUAACGACUCCUUAGAAGACGGGAAGAGUAAGAAGGAGGAAGUAAUGGAGAAAGUUGAAUGUAAAGUGCCAAAGACUCUUCCCCUCCCUCUACCUCCCCCCUCUAGUCCUCCCCAGAGUGCCGUGGCAGGCGUCAAGGGCGGGGACCACAAGCCCUCCUCCCCGAAGAUUAGACAGAGACUCAGGUCCUUCGGUAAAAAGGACACAAGUGAAUUCAAAAUAGAAAUCUUCGAAUCGAAAAGAAAACCGCAAGACAUUCCCAGCAUCAACGUGCCGGACGAGGCCGUGAGUGACAGUGCUGGUGUGGGCAAGGCUAGGAGUGACAGCGGUUCAGUGAGUGACGGCAAAGAUCCCUUGCUUGCACCAGUCACCCGGGAAAAAUGUAUUGACCAACUGGCAACUGCGAACGUUCCCAGCCCGUGUUCGGACUUAACGACCCCGGAGUCGGCGGACAAUACCCUGGGCGUGUCCCUGGAUGUAAGCCAAGCCAUUCGCGAGGAGACCGACGAAUCAGACAGAUGUUCACCAAUGAAGAGUCCAGCUGAUGUAAACACGAGGACGCAACACAGUGCCGCAGGUGAGUGUGUACUGGAGGCGACACCACGCUAUUGGUCAACUGAUCUAACAGACACCGAGUGUAAGGCAGCGAUCGAGGACAACACGUCAACGGAGGAGCCACAUAUUACCAGCGCUCUCACCUCCACUACCUCUGCCAUCAACACCUCCACUACCUCCUCCUCCACCACAGACAGCCACCACAACCCCAACAGCAGUGGAGGCGGUCAGCAGGAUGGGGUGGAGGGACAGGAGGUGAGCACUAUAGAACCCAAGAAGCCCUUGCCCAUGGCCUUCACCAUCGAGUUGGGUGACGCACCGGGUGGCGGCGGCGGCGGCGUUGCCGACCUCAGCGUAGCCAAGAAGUUGGACAUAACCGCCUCUAUCAGCAAGUGGGCUCCCAAACACAGACGUAACCUGAGUCUGACCAAAGUCGAAGAACACAAGGUGGUGGAGAAUUUCUUUGACGAGAAUGGCAACUCACGGGCCAAGCGACGCAGCACCAUCAGUCGCCUUGAUGUAGCCUCUUUGUCUCAGCGCCGGAAGGUGGAGGAGCGUUCGGGAAAGCCCCCUGUUGGCCGGCCUCGGAGUGGAACCAUCGGAGCCACAGGUCUCCAGCAGGGGCGGCGGGGCGGAGGUUACCACUCAGAGGGCUAUUUCUCCUCUGACCAGGACGACGAAGGACCCCGCAGGACUGAUCUUAAAUCCCCGCACUCUCCACGUACACCUGAGUUACGAUCCCCGCAGACGCCCCAGAGAUUGGUCAGGUCCUCGUCACAAGACUCUGCCAAAGGGGCUAGUCUCAGGAUGCGUACUCCUAGCCCCGAUAAUGCUAGCAGGGCCUCCCACGCCAUGACCCUCAACGAAUCGGCUUCCUACUUGAUCGAGAAGUUGAUGAACAACACCCCAGAGUCCCAGAGGAAACAACCUGGUAAGACUGAAGGUCGAACUUGUUGUAAAGCCGAUAAGAAACCUACAGUGGCUGAGGUCACAGGCCGGAGCAAGAGUGAAAAGGGGACCAAGCAGAGCACUGUUAAAAUGACACCUGAGGGACAAAAACAGAGCAACAGUGCCAACAGUCUGAGCAGCUGCCAGACCUAUGAUGUGAAGCAGGAAUUAGAGAGUGUCGGUGGUAAAGAAGAGAAGGUUAGUAAUGAGGAUGACGUGAGUGAGGCAGGAACGUACACAAUAGAAAAAGACUCAUCGUCGCCGGAGGUAGAGCAAGCGAGAAACGACAUCGACCGAGUGUUUGGUGUGUCUGGUACCGAAAGUGAGGUUGAUGUGGUCACGCCCCGAGGAAACGCCCCAACAGAGGAGGCAUGGACACCUACCCCAGAGUCUGACAAAUUCAAGAAGAAGUCAGGACAGAGAGAAAAGAGUCCUGGUAGCAUAAGUCGCAGUAGUCCAAACUGGAUUCGACAGUGGGCAGCACAAGUAGCCGAGCACACGAAGUCCUCCGACGCCUCUGUCAAAACAUCAAUAGGGUCUCCUCGUGGCACGAAGCCUCCACUCGCAUCCCUCUCGUCCUCCCAGGAAAGUAGCGAAUCCCGUCCCCGGCGGAAACUGCCCACUCCACCCACGCACCAUCCACCUUUCUCAAUGGCCUCCCCUAAGGUUAAUGAUCUAUCUGACAACCAGAGUCCCACCAAGGGCCGGCAGCUACAGGAGCUUUUUGACUCCCCAACUCUGGGGCAACGUCAGAUGGACUACAGCCGUGACACUGAGUCCUUCCUCCGUGACACUGAGCAACUUGUCACCUCUCUCCAGGCUCGUAUUGACAUGAACAAAGGCAUUCCAUCGAGUCUCAGGGGCCUGUCCUUCGAAUCACAUGACUCUGGAGGAGAUUCUGACCUGGACACCAGCACUUCCUACCCCAUAAACGACGAUGACGACCGACUCGUGAAGACGAUGGGCUCCCAGCUGAAGACCAAACUCAAGCUUGCCGGCAUUGACGGUUCACCCAAGACGCCCCCGGUGGCGACCAGUCCCCGUAAACCAGAUCCACUAGCAGUGGAAACAAGACUGAAGCUGACGAGCCACUUCAAGAGGGAGAAAUCCAUAGUGUCAGACAGCGGGUAUGAUGUGUAUACAGCUGGCAAGGAAGAGAACAGCCUCCAAUCAGAUAGCAGUAGUGAAGCGAGUGAACCUAUUAAAGAUAGUCGCAAGUCCACUGACAAUAACCCUCCCCUCAAGUUCAAUAGAGCAUUUAGUUUAAGAAGAGCUCGUUUGGCGUGUGAAGAGUCAUCCCAGCAGCACAAGUCCCCAUCACCUGUAGACAAGAAGAAGACCACCACCAGACCCUCCAGUGCCGGUAACCUGACGGGGAGCCGCAAGAUUCCUCUCACUCAUAGCAAGAGUCACCAGGGUACUAGCCACAUGUCCCGAGGGGGUUCACACUCCCAGGCUACAACCCCCAAGAGCGGCUCCAACGACUUCAGCAGAGGAGACGGGGGCAGAUUUAGUUUGCGGCUGCCCCAUUCGACCUCUUCAACGACUGUCUCCAAGUCCCCAUCACGAACCUCUGUCAGAAAGGAGUUGUCUUCUGGUACCCGGAGAGGCGCCCCACGCUCCAACUCCACGCUGUCUGCCAAAGAAGUUGACUUUCAAAAUUGGAAACGGCGUAAAAACUAUGAUCCUAUGAAGGCUGCAGCAGAAGGCCGGAAGAAAGUUGGCGACAAGAAAUCUGAUAAAUUGUCUCAAGGAAAUACUCACAAUGAAUCAGAAAGAUCUCCAAGUCCUCCUGGGUCCCUCCUGCGCUCUGCAUCCUUCCACGGCACUGAAGGCAUGGGAGUAGCUGGUCGCUGGCCCCGGAGACCCAACCACCUGUACACUAGUGAGGAUGAUGGUCCUUACUCACUGGAGGAGGAGCAACCCCAUCCUGUACCUCACUGUUCUCCACUGCGGAGAUCUCCAACUUCUCCGCAUCAGCUGUCCUCCCCACACACUACCUCUCCAGCACGGCAGGUGACUUUAUCCUCGGCCCGGGCACGAAGAGCAUCAUACGCACUGUCAGAUGAGGGCGAAGGUCACAUUGGAUCUCCAACUAGAAAGACAUCACUGGAUGAGUCUGGCAGCGAGGGGAAGCGGUCACCACUGGGCAGCACCCGAGGCAUUGUGUCAGGCAGAUCUAAAGCUAAAAUGGAAGCUCUGGACAACUUGGUCAUAUCCACAAUUCACUCUCUCUCUGUGAAGGUUCGCACCACCUCAGAAACUCUCCUGCAAAAGCUUAAGUCUCAGUAUGAUGAGGAAGGAGACCGUGCAGCUCUACUAGAGGAGGUGUUGGCCCACCUCAGCGAGAGUGACCAGACCCUAACCUCAGGCCAGAGCAGAUCAACUUCCCGAGAGUUGGCUGGCAUCCUCCGUAACCUUAAGAAGAUCGAGCACGCAUUAGAAGUAAUUGACCGAGUGAUGGUGGGUAUUGAUGAUGAUGACCUGGAUGAUGAUGAUCUUGAUGGUGCUGCUGGCCAUGAGUGGGGGGAGAGUGACUACUGAGUUACCUGCUACACACCUGGCCAUGAGUGGGGGGA